This is a messenger RNA of Ailuropoda melanoleuca (giant panda), 1786 nucleotides long. Its product is annotated as glutathione S-transferase Mu 1-like. Lineage: Eukaryota; Metazoa; Chordata; Mammalia; Carnivora; Ursidae. Gene Ontology annotation, biological process: glutathione metabolic process. The record is from RefSeq and is a predicted model, not a curated record. The transcript has 5 exons. Gene Ontology annotation, molecular function: glutathione transferase activity. The coding region runs from base 928 to 1347 and encodes 139 amino acids.
UCCACCCUCCUGCUGACCAUCCCCUCUGGCUGCCCUCUGUGGCAGAACCGGUGCCUGGCCAGUCAUAGGACUCCCCUUCUCUCUUCUGUCACAUUCUGUGUGUUACAUCACCACACUCCCGGUCACUGUCCUGGCCACGUGAGGACAUGUAGCCGACUGGCAGUACAUCUCUGGGACCGUAGGUCGUAACCCUGCCCUUUGCUGGGAUUGGUUCUGGAUUUAGAUUCACAACUUAGGUGCUAAGGGUCAUUGAUUCAUUUCCAGUUGAUCUAAGUAAUCUCAGCCCCAUGACUGAAAGGCUGGGGCCUCCACAGGCCAUGAAGGAAUCACUGAGACCUCGUUUCCUUUUCUCUGGUCCUUGUUGCCCAGGAGUUCCCACCCACCGAUGAUCUGUUCUCCAAGGCCGUCCUGGGAGGAAUUUUCAGGCUGGCCUGAGUCCUGGGCUUCCCUGGACAGGCGCUGCUUUAAACUCCGGAUUUGAGGGACGCGGCUCUUUGGGCUUAACUUUGCCUGAGGCUCCUAGAGUUGGUGUGAUCUGGGCAGUGCAAGGGGGAAGGGGAGCGAUGUCUAGUGAUGAGGAGAUGUGCCUUCUUACUUUGUGAUUUAGGCUCAUCUCCAAGGGUCCUGUCUGAUUCUCGAUCUAGAAAGAGAUCUCUAUUGCAUGGUGAGUCAGGGGGCUGAGGGGAACCAGGACCGCUAGAGGCCAAGGAGCCUUUGGCAUACAGAGGCGGCCCCACCCCCAGAGGCUGGGGGACAAUGGGGGAGUCUUGUUAGGUCUGUGCCUUAGCCAGGGUUGCUGGGCUUCUUGGAAUUCGUGGGGGCGGGUCUAAGAUAAGCUCUGCUCUCUGGGCCCCACCCACCUGUCCUCCCGAUAAAUUGCCAGCACAGCUCUUGGAAGCCCUUCUGCUCAGCGCAAAAGCCUGCACCAUGGUCAUGAUCCUGGGUUACUGGGACAUUCGCGGGCUGGCUCACGCCAUCCGCCUGCUCCUGGAGUACACGGACUCACACUAUGAGGAAAAGAAGUACACGAUGGGGGACGCUCCCGACUAUGACAGAAGCCAGUGGCUGAAUGAAAAAUUCAAGCUGGGCCUGGACUUCCCCAAUCUGCCCUAUUUAAUUGACGGGGCUCACAAGGUCACCCAGAGCAACGCCAUCCUUCGCUACAUUGCUCGCAAACACAACCUAUGUGAGUGGGGCUGGGGUGGGAUGCAGGGAACAGUGCAAUCCCUGAUGUUGGACCUUCUUUUUCCACCUCAGGGCCUGAAGAAGAUCUCUGCCUACAUGAAGUCCGGCCGCUUCCUCCCACACCCGGUGUAUUCAAAGAUGGCUGUAUGGGGCAACAAGUAGGCCUGCGUGAGGGGAAAUGUGGGCAAGGAGCCAGUGCUGUGUUUUGUGCAGGAGUCCUGGGAGCAGCUGCACCUCCCUGUUCCCUGAAACCAGCUGUCUUUCUCCUCCUUUUCUUUCUGGUAACUCCCACCCAGCCUCAUUGGGCCCCUUGACCUUGUCCAGUGACAUUGAUCCAGGACCGUUACAGGUGUCCAACGCCCGACUUUUCUUCGCCGAAGUGCCCCCCCCCACCCCUGGCAUUAUCCUUCCUGCGCUCAAGCCAACCAGACCUUUCUUCUCUGACUGGCAGUUGGACUUUGUGGAGCCUGACUGUCUCCCUGGCCCUUGGGCUCUGCCUGAGUUCCUCCCAGCGCUGCGUGAGGACAAGAGUGCAGGCCUGGCUCCCCCAGCGGGGUCCCUCCCCAGCCAUGCCUGACCCCCAGUAAAGCCUUCAUCCUUA